AUGAACCUACGGCUUCUUCUAGCAGCGACGGCGACGAAGCGAGCAUCCGCUUUCGGGGCGCGUCGUUCACUCGCAACCGCCGCCGGCUUUGCGAACGAGCCGACGUCUCCGUCCAUCGUUACAGAUAGUGUUCCAGGUCCAAUCUCCAAGCAGCUUAGUGCUGAGAUUGGAAAGUGGCAGGAGGACAGAGCUCAUUGGUUUGCCGUCGACUACGAGAAAAGCGCUGGCAAUUGGAUCGCUGAUGCCGACGGCAACGUACUCCUCGAUGUGUUCGCUCAAAUUGCCUCUAUUGCUGUGGGGUACAACCACCCUGAGAUUCUCAAGCUCGCCCGCAGUGAUGAAUUCAUCACCGCAGCAAUCAAUCGACCGGCACUAGGCAAUUUCCCGCCAGCAAAGUGGACCUCGUGGGUAGAAUCUGGCCUCGGAAGCGUUCGUCCACAAGGCUUGCACAACAUUUUCACUGCCAUGUGCGGUUCCUGUGCGAAUGAGAACGCAUUCAAGGCUGCUUUCAUGGCGUAUACCGCCCGGCAACGGGGCUCCGAUGCGGAGUUCACGCCAGAGGAGCUCAAGAGCUGUAUGAAGAACGAAGCGCCUGGCAGCCCUGACCUAGCGAUUCUUUCUUUUACAUCUGCGUUCCAUGGCCGUCUCUUUGGCAGUCUGAGCUCAACACGGUCGAAAGAAAUUCACAAGCUUGGAAUUCCAGCCUUCAAAAACUGGCCAGCUGUCCCGUGGCCAGCUGUCAAGUAUCCCUUGUCCGAGUACUCACGUGAGAACAAUGCCGCUGAGCAGCAGACGCUAGCGGAAGUAGAAGCGGUCAUUGUUGAUCGCAAGAAAAACGGCGGAGGAGAAAUCGCCGCUGUUAUCGUAGAGCCCAUCGCGAGCGAGGGCGGUGAUCAGCACGCUUCGAAUACGUUCUUCAAGGGCCUGCGGGAUAUCACUGCGCGUCAUGGUGUCUUCUUUAUUGUGGAUGAGGUCCAAACCGGCGUGGCUGCGACAGGAAAAUUCUGGGCACAUGAGUACUGGGGGCUCGACAGCCCGCCCGACUUUGUGACGUUCAGCAAGAAGAUGCAAGCAGCUGGAUUUUACCAUAAGCUCGAGACGCGACCCAACCUGCCAUACCGAAGCUUCGGAACCUGGCUCGGCCAGCCGACUGCAAUCCUGCAAGCACGGGCGAUCAUCGAUAUCAUCCGAGACGAGUCGCUGCUGUCCAAUGUGCAGUCUGUAGGUGCACAUAUUUUCUCUUCCCUCUCGGCGCUGUCGGCAAAGUAUCCGGCGCAUAUUCGGUCCCUCAGGGGAGAAGGAAAAGGAACCUUCAUUGCCUUUGAUGCGAAAGAUGCCCCAACCAGAGACAUCUUGCUCGGCAAAUUGAGGGCAAAGGGCGUAAAUGUUGGCGGAUGUGGCACCGCAGCUAUCAGGCUCAGGCCCAUGCUCGUGUUUCAGCAGCAUCACGCGGAUAUCUUCUUGGGGAAGCUGGAGGAAGUCCUGAACGAUAUGUAA
This is a messenger RNA of Tilletiaria anomala UBC 951, 1497 nucleotides long. Its product is annotated as GATA_USTMA 4-AMINOBUTYRATE aminotransferase (GABA-AT). Gene Ontology annotation, biological process: GABA catabolic process. Gene Ontology annotation, molecular function: pyridoxal phosphate binding. Lineage: Eukaryota; Fungi; Basidiomycota; Exobasidiomycetes; Georgefischeriales; Tilletiariaceae. Gene Ontology annotation, cellular component: mitochondrion. The transcript is spliced from 5 exons. Bases 1 to 1497 code for a protein of 498 amino acids. The record is from RefSeq and is a predicted model, not a curated record.